UCCCCCAUAUUUUGAUCCCUUCUCCGGGAUGAAAAACCGGACAUCUACAUCAGGAAACCCCCUCCGCAGGCGCCCGGGUCAGUGAGUGAAAAGUGGACAUGUCCGGGGAAAAGAGGACAUAUGGUCACCCUAACGUCGGUCAUAUUGUCCAACGAUUUAAAGUUUUUCAUCUGACAAUAUUAAAUACUACGGUAACGUCUGUGUAAGCGCCAUUUAAGGUUUAAAUAUAUUUAACUGUUUAUCUUGUCACAUUUGUUUAUGUGUCUACGAAUUGACUAUUUUGUAUUCAUAAAUAUUCUUGGUUAUCUCAAUGAGAAACGUAUACAUUUACAAUGUGUCAGCAGUAGAGGGCGCAGUUUGUGUUUUUACCAGAAGAAGUCGGUCUCUUCUUGUGUUGUUUUAAAAUAAAGAUGGACGGUGGACCACACAGUCAUUUUACCGUGUGUGACGACGUCUGAUGUUGUCCGACGCGUAAAACGGUUGUGUCGUUCAUUCUUUAUAGAAGAGGUUAAAGCUUGAGAACUACAGGAACCAACAUAAACGAAGAGUAACCUCUACAGUCCGACGUGUUUUCGCACACACUGCUAUCUUUCUCUCAGUUGUGUGAUGUGAUGACUUGUGUGAGGUCAAAGGUUAAUGGUCGCACUGAUAGCAGGUUUCAAGGUUUAGGCUCAGUUUUACAAAAUGAGUCUUUCAUUUGAUUUGAACUAGAGUAAAAGCUCGUAUGAACACUGACCUGCUGCUGUUCUAAAGAGAAAUCUGUUGAAUGAACCUGAACUUUUGUCUCUGAUCAGCUGAAGAAAAGCUCCAACAUGCUCCUCCCCCUGUUCCACCUGUUUACUCUCACCUCUCUGACAGAGGGACAGGUUCUCUGUUCAGGUGUAAACUGCGCCUCAGGGAUGGACUGCAUCAGUAUAAACGGGGUUCUUCAGUGUGCCGACCCCUGUGACCACUACUCUGUGCUGAACGAUAGCUGGCGCUCAGUGGAUAACGCAAACAACCCAUUACACUGUGAUCGGAAUAUCAACUGGGCCGGCUGGUAUCGUUUCUUUCUGGGCCAAGCUGAUGCUCGUAUUCCAGAGAAGUGUAUAGCAGAACUCAGAUGUGGAACCUACGCUCCAUUGUGGAUCACAGCGCCUCACCCCACACAGAUGAAUCAAACUGUAACUCGCUCUGUUUGUGGUGCCUGGAGUGGUUCCUGCUGCUAUUUGUCUUCAAACCCCAUCCAGAUCAAACUCUGCAAUGGAUUCUAUGUCUACAAACCUGUAUAUCCUACAUGGUGCGACUAUGCAUAUUGUGCAGAACUAUAUUUCCCAAUCCCCGAAGGCUUCAGGGCAUCAGGACAAACCCAGAACAGCAUCACUCUGCAGUGGAAUAAAAUGGACAACAUCAGCUUUGUGCUCCAGUUUAAUGGUGCAGAGACAAACAUCAGUGCACCAAGCGGAGACGGACCAGUAACCUACACAGUCUCAUCUCUCGCUGCUGGAACCACGUACACGUUCACUCUCUAUUCUGUGUCUGGCAGCAUCAGAAGCUCUGGAGUUAGCAUCACUGCAGCUACUGGUGAGAUCCUCUGUGACCUUUGACCUUCUGUGUGUUGGUCCUCAGCUAAUUUACUGUAGAAACAGAAGAGAAAAUGUAUUUAAAUGAUUAUAUUUAAAACUCAAGCACAAAUAUGAAUUCAUCCUGAUUUAUUUUCUGUUUUCAUGUCGACAAAAAUCUUCUU
This is a messenger RNA of Nothobranchius furzeri (turquoise killifish), 1726 nucleotides long. Its product is annotated as uromodulin. Gene Ontology annotation, molecular function: protein binding. The record is from RefSeq and is a predicted model, not a curated record. NCBI's taxonomy places the organism in Eukaryota, Metazoa, Chordata, Actinopteri, Cyprinodontiformes, Nothobranchiidae.